GGAUGUUUCAAUCACAAGGAGAACUGUAGUGUGUGUGUGUUUUGGGCGCAUUUUGUAUGCCUGACAUAUGAGCCUGUGACAAAAGCUCGCCCCCUAAAAUGAGUCGUGUCGCAACAUUAAUUUGAAUUGUUUUUUAAUUUGUUCUGCAGGAACGGUGUUGUGUGCAUAGUGGGAGUACUGAGCGCGCGUGCAAUGAUGAGAAAGCGUGAAUGACGAAAGAUCAUAAGUGACGAAAUUUUUCAGAAUGCGUGCAUGAAUGACGUAAAUCAGAGGUAUGACGAGGAGAAAAGAGAGGGGAAAAAAAGAGGUCAGACCGGUACGUCUGGGAAGAAUCCGUGAGUGAAAGCACAUUUCACUGCCGCAUACGCUCAUACACUUCAGAACAGCGGACUCAGUACUUACUGGAGUAUUCAAAAAGGUACCCGAAAUUUUUCCGGCUGUGGCUGGGACCAUUGAGACCUGUGAUUUUCUUGAACCAUCCGGACACAAUGAAGACGCUUCUUAAAAGAUCAGAGCCUAAAAGUCAUAUUUACAAGUUUACUUUUCCAUGGCUGGGAGAAGGUCUGCUGAAUGGUAAUGGGCCGAGGUGGUACAGAUCUCGCCGUCUGCUCACACCAGCCUUCCACUUCGACAUCCUGAAGCCAUACAACACCAUCAGCAACCGCGCUGCCGACGUGCUGUUGGACAAGAUGAGUGUCCAUGCUGUAGAGAAGCCCAGCAUGGACAUCUACAGCCACGUUAGUCUGUGCACACUUGAUGUCAUCCUACAAUGCGCCAUGUCCUACAAGGACGACAUUCAGCUAAAGGGAGAGUCUCAUCCAUAUGUACAGACAGUUAUGCAGCUGACAGACAUGUUCAGUGAAAGAGGGAGAAAUCCCUUGUUUGCGCUGGAUUUCAUCUACUUCCUGUCGAGCCACGGGAGAAAGUUCAAGGCACUUUGUGACUUUGCCCACAGUGUUGCUGAAAACGUCAUCAAAGCUCGCAAGGAGCGUUUGGAAAGAGAGGAACCACCCAAGAAAAGACACUUAGACUUCCUGGACAUCUUACUGACAGCGAGGGACGAGUCAGGACACGGCUUUACACCUCUAGAGCUUCGGAAUGAGGUCAACACAUUUAUGUUUGCAGGUCAUGACACAACUGCCUGUGCCAUUGCCUGGACUCUGUACUCGUUGGCCCAGCAUCCACAGUACCAGCAAAAGGUUCAGGAGGAACUAGACUGUCUGCUGGAAGGUCGCCAGUCGGACGACAUUGAAUGGGAGGACCUGCAGAAGCUGGAGUACCUGACCCAGGUUAUUAAGGAAGGCAUGCGCUUGCACAGCACUGUUCCCUUCAUCGACCGAACUCUGACCAAGCCAAUGACCAUCGAAGAUGUGACCUUGCCCGCUGGCACUUGGUGCCGUUUGAACAUCAUGGGUCUUCACCACUGUCCUUUGGUGUGGUCAGAUCCCGAGAUCUUCGACCCGGACAGGUUUCAUCCGGAUAACAUCAAGGAUAAGGAUGCAUAUACAUUUGUACCGUUUUCAGCAGGGCCAAGGAACUGCAUCGGACAACACUUCGCCCUAAACGAGCAGAAAGUGAUCAUUGGACGAAUACUAAGGAAAUUCACGCUGACUGUGGACCCCAACCACAAAGUACAGAGAAAGAUUGCAAUGGUCAUGAGGCCAGAGACGGGUCUGCGGCUGUUGUUGACUCCAAGGCCUGCAGCAGUCUGGCGUGACAGAAGUCGUGUGGUGUGACCGCAGCAUUGCAGCCUGAAUAAUCAGGAGACCCGAAAGGGAAUAGUGAAAGAGAAACCAAACUCACGAUGAUUUCAAGUACUUUCUAUGAUUAGAGGGAGCUUCAACUUUAUUUUUUUAAUUUCCUUUUUUUCCUGAUUAUAGAGAACUAGAAACAAAUUUAUCGUCUGUUUGCUGCUGAUGAAAAUACAAAUGAUUCAAAAGUGAUUAACUCCCCAUGGGGCUUUGAGGAACCGUGAAAAAUGGACAGAGCUGGUGGCGAGGUCACCGUUGGUCAACGAGCAUGAAAGUUAGGGGUCACAUGACAGUGAUUUGUCACUGGCCAC
Molecule: messenger RNA, 2062 nt
Organism: Pomacea canaliculata
Lineage: Eukaryota; Metazoa; Mollusca; Gastropoda; Architaenioglossa; Ampullariidae
Product: cytochrome P450 4A24-like
Exons: 11
Coding region: 489-1736 (415 amino acids)
Molecular function (GO): oxidoreductase activity, acting on paired donors, with incorporation or reduction of molecular oxygen; iron ion binding; heme binding
Source: RefSeq, a predicted model, not a curated record